Messenger RNA from Lachnellula hyalina, 1167 nucleotides. RefSeq lists its product as uncharacterized. Lineage: Eukaryota; Fungi; Ascomycota; Leotiomycetes; Helotiales; Lachnaceae. The transcript is spliced from 2 exons. Gene Ontology annotation, molecular function: oxidoreductase activity, acting on single donors with incorporation of molecular oxygen, incorporation of two atoms of oxygen; ferric iron binding. The record is from RefSeq and is a predicted model, not a curated record. The coding region runs from base 1 to 1167 and encodes 388 amino acids.
AUGGUCUACCUAUCUUCUGCAGUCAAGGUGCUCUUCACCGCGGCUCUCUUGGGCGAGGCCAUUGCCCACCCGGGCCACGAUGUAACAGCAGAAAUCGCCCAGCGUAAUGCUGCUCUCAAGAACACCAAGCGUGACCUCACUCACUGCAGCGAUGCUGUGACCAAGCGCGACAAUCAAAUCAAGCAGGCAAAGCGUCGACAAGCCGCUAUCGAGGCUGCCAGAGCUAAGCGCGGCUUGCCCCAGAAGCGCCAUUUGAACUCACUCAGGGCCCGCAACUUGACAAGCGUUACUGAUGCCUCUCAUCUCUCGAACCUUACAGUAUCGCCCUAUACUCCGGGCGUCGAGGAGAUAAUCUUCAGCAACACCUCCUGCAUCCUCUCCGAGGAAGGCGAAGUUGGGCCCUUCUGGGUCGAAGGCGAAUACAUCAGAUCCAACAUCACCGAGGACGAGCCCGGCAUCCCCGUCAUCGUCGACGCGCAGUUCAUCAACGUCAACACCUGCGAGCCAAUUCCAGAACUCAUGUGGGAUCUGUGGCACUGCAACGCAACAGGUGUUUAUGGCGGUGUUAUCGGGUCUGGGAAUGGAGACAGUGAAGAUUUGAGCAAUUUGAACAAUACCUUUUUAAGAGGACUCCAGCCUACAGAUGAGGAUGGUGUGGCCCAGUUUGAGAGUAUCUUCCCGGGGCAUUAUGCUGGCCGUGCUACACAUAUGCAUGUUCUUGCGCAUAUCAACGGGACGACCUACGCAAAUGGGACGUAUCAGGGUGGUCAAAUUCCAUACAUCGGCCAGUUGUUCUUCGAUCAGGACUUGAUUAGCGAAGUCAACACCCUCAGUCCAUAUGUCGAGAACACCAUCGAGAUUGUUGACAACGUGGACGAUAGGGUUGUUGCGUCCGAGACGGAGACAGGCGCUGAUCCGAUUUUCAACUACGUAUUAUUGGGAGACACCGUGGACCAAGGAUUGUUCCUCUGGAUUGAGAUGGGCGUUGAUGCCACGGCCGAUUAUGUGGAUGGAGCAACUGCCGCUGCUGAAUUGACGUCUGAUGGGGGUGUGGAGGUUACGACUACGACUACGACGACGGGCAACAGUACUAACGGAACUGCUCCUUCUGGUGUCCCUUCUAGUACUGCUGCUGCGGAUAAGAGAUCUGUCUUCAAAUUAUGGUGA